CUAUGCCGUUGGCUGUGACACUUAUGCAAUCAUGCGAGGCUUCCGUGGGGAAUUAGGAGUCGUUACAGGGUGCAUGUCAAAAUGCCACAGCCUUGGCAGUGUCGUUGAUAACUUUUGCUCUGGCAUUGGUUGUUGCCAGAUCAAUAUUCCCGGUGGACUGAACAAUGUUUCUUUAGUGUUGACUAGCUUCACAAAUCAGUCGCAAGUGUGGAGCUUCAACCCCUGCAACUACGCCUUUAUUGAGGAGGAAGGCCUGUUCAAUUUCAACUCUUCUAGUUUUGAACAACUGAAUUACACACAACAGCUUCCAAUGGUUCUAAAUUGGGCCAUUGGGAAUGAAUCAGACCCCUGUGAUCAAGCUCAGAACAGGAAGGAUUUCGCAUGCAAGGCUAAUAGCAAGUGCGUCAAUGGUGUUAUCAAUUCUGCAGGUUACUUGUGCCAGUGCUCGCCUGGUUAUGAAGGAAACCCGUACCACCCAGAUGGUUGCACAGAUAUUGAUGACUGCAAAGCCUCAAAUUCCUGCCGGAACGGAAACUGCGUAAAUCUUCUAUUUCCACAAAAUUACACUUGUUCAUGUCAUAAAGGAUACAAAAAGGACAAGACGGAUGGCAAGAGUUGCAUCAAGGACAAUUCGAUCGUUCUCCUGCUUGCUGUUUCACUGGGUAUGUAUAUAUAAUUAGAUAUUAACAUGCAUGUCCAUAAG
Messenger RNA from Fragaria vesca subsp. vesca, 703 nucleotides. Its product is annotated as wall-associated receptor kinase 2-like. The record is from RefSeq and is a predicted model, not a curated record. The coding region runs from base 32 to 676 and encodes 214 amino acids. Gene Ontology annotation, molecular function: protein serine/threonine kinase activity; calcium ion binding. NCBI's taxonomy places the organism in Eukaryota, Viridiplantae, Streptophyta, Magnoliopsida, Rosales, Rosaceae. Gene Ontology annotation, cellular component: membrane. The transcript has 2 exons.